This is a messenger RNA of Striga asiatica, 402 nucleotides long. The record is from the annotation of a GenBank genome assembly. NCBI's taxonomy places the organism in Eukaryota, Viridiplantae, Streptophyta, Magnoliopsida, Lamiales, Orobanchaceae.
AUGAUACGUGGACACUUCUACGUGGAAUGCAUUGAGACCAAGUCGGGAAAGUUCUUGGGUUAUAUGGUCACCAACAGAGGCAUAAAGGUUAAUCCAGAGAAGGUGCAAGUUGUUUUUGAAAUGGGACCACCAAAAAGCAUGAAAGAGGUCUUGCGUAUAGACCUGAAGGGUCAGAUUGAAGGCAAAUUGAAGGUUGGAGACAACUCGAUUACGAACAAGCUGAUGUACCUCAAAAAGAUCAACAUACCUAGCCAGAGAGAACCUACACGGAAAGAGACUUGUGAAGAAAACAUGUGUGUGCGAACACAAUCUUCCACAAGCACAGAGUUCUUGGGCAACAAGAACAUAGAAUUCUUGGGUAACAAGAUAACCACCCUAUGUAAGGAAGUGAUAUACGAGUAA